CGUGAAUUGCGGUCACACAACGUAAUGUAUAUAUUUUCCAUCUUGGAUUCUUGGGUCAAACAAAACCGAAUCUCUACUUCUGGAGCAGCUAGAAUUCUAUGCAUGCCGCCGGCGCAAGUUCAACAACUGCGGAGAUCUCUUCCACUCCUCCCCUUGACUCUCUCUGCACCAAACACGGAGGACUUUCAAACAAGCUUACCACUACUAGUACCAAGAACUUGGAGCUAGCUAGCACGGCAGCAGCUGGCGACCUCUGUGGGCUGUGGCUACCCCAACUGAAGGUAGAAGACGACGAUGGCGCCCGUGCCGCGUUCCGUGGCCGUGGCCGUGGCCCCCGGCGGCGACGAAGACACGGCCGCCGGCGUCGACGCGGACCAAGCCCGGCUUCACCAGCUGGGGUACAAGCAGGAGCUGAAGCGCGGGCUCAGCGUGGUGUCCAACUUCGCCUUCUCCUUCGCCAUCAUCUCCGUGCUCACGGGGGUCACCUCGACAUACAACACGGGGCUCCGCUACGGCGGGCCGGCGUCCAUGACGCUGGGCUGGCUCGUGGUCGCCUCCUUCAAUGGCUGCGUGGCUCUGUCCAUGGCCGAGAUCUGCUCCGCGUACCCGACCUCCGGCGGGCUCUACUACUGGAGCGCCAAGCUCGCCGGAAAAAGAUGGGCGCCCCUUGCCUCCUGGGUCACUGGCUGGUUCAAUAUCAUGGGACAGUGGGCUGGAACCACGAGCGUGGACUUCUCGCUGGCGCAGCUAAUCCAGGUGAUGGUCCUGCUGGGCACCGGCGGGGCCAACGGCGGCGGCUACCUUGCCUCCAAGUACGUCGUCUUGGCCAUCUACGCCGCCAUCCUCGUCCUCCAUGGCCUCAUCAACAGCCUCCCCAUCCGCUGCCUCUCCUGGUUCGGCCACCUCGGCGCCUUCUGGAAUGCCGCAGGUGUGUUCGUGCUGGUGAUCAUGAUCCCGGCGGUCGCCAAGGAAAGGGCGAGCAUCGAGUUCAUCUUUACCAACUUCAACACGGAGAAUGGCACGGGUAUCCAUGGGAAGCCCUACAUUUUAGCCGUGGGGCUGUUGAUGAGCCAGUACUCGGUCGUCGGCUACGAUACAUCUGCCCACAUGACCGAAGAAACGAAGAACGCGGACCGGAGCGGCCCGAUCGGGAUCAUCACCUCCGUCGGCCUCGCGACGAUCUUCGGGUGGAUCUACCUGGUGGCGCUGACGUCAAUCGUUACAGACAUACCAUACCUCCUCAGCCCCGAUAACGAUGCUGGUGGGUACGCCAUUGCUCAAGCUCUCUACAGCACAUUCCAAGCAAGGUAUGGCAGUGGCGCCGGCGGGAUAGCAUGCUUGGGCAUCAUCGCUGUCGCCAUGUUCCUCUGCGGCGUCGCCUGUAUCACCAGCAACUCGAGGAUGGGGUACGCCUUCUCUCGUGACGGGGCCAUGCCCUACUCCCACGUCUGGCACCGGGUGACAAAAAAAGAGGUGCCCCUCAACGUCGUUUGGCUCUCUGUUGUCAUCGCCUUCACCAUGGCCCUCACGUCGCUCGGGAGCGAGGUGGCAUUCCAGGCGAUGGUGUCAAUCGCCACGCUGGGCUUGUACAUCUCCUACGCGCUGCCCAUCUUCUUCCGCGUGACGACGGCCCGGAAGUCAUUUGUGCCGGGGCCGUUCCACCUCGCCAGGUACGGGGUUUUCGUGGGUUGGGCAGCCGUCCUCUGGGUGGCUUUCGUCACCGUGCUCUUCUCAUUGCCGGUGGCAUACCCAGUGGCCAAGGACAACUUUAACUACACGCCGGUGGCCGUCGGCGGUGUACUGGUGCUCAGUCUCGUCGCCUGGGUGUUUCACGCCCGGUUCUGGUUCGAAGGGCCCAUCGUAAAUGUUGACAUAGACUAGAGUUUUUUUUGUCUUGUAAACUUAAUCAACAGGGCGGCUCGCGCAUUUGUGCGACCAUAUCUACUGUGUAUUGUUGUGUUUUGAUCUUGAUUUCUCUGCAUAUUUGCUCACCA
Messenger RNA from Brachypodium distachyon (stiff brome), 1994 nucleotides. RefSeq names its product amino-acid permease BAT1 homolog. Bases 295 to 1881 code for a protein of 528 amino acids. Gene Ontology annotation, cellular component: membrane. Gene Ontology annotation, molecular function: gamma-aminobutyric acid transmembrane transporter activity; L-glutamate transmembrane transporter activity; L-alanine transmembrane transporter activity. The transcript is spliced from 5 exons. The record is from RefSeq and is a predicted model, not a curated record. Gene Ontology annotation, biological process: gamma-aminobutyric acid transport; transmembrane transport. Lineage: Eukaryota; Viridiplantae; Streptophyta; Magnoliopsida; Poales; Poaceae.